UUCCAUCUGCGUUUUGCUUUCAAGGUCAUCUUCUUCUCCUUCUUCCUCGUUCUCUGUUGUUCAAACAGAAAGAGAAGAAUCGAAUGGCUUCCCAAAUCCUGAAACGCGCGAUUGGAAGCCGCUCGAGCCCGAUCCUCUCGUCGGGCCACCUCAACCCUAAUUUUAGCUCUAGCUCCGGCUCUCUCCUGUCGUCCAUAGCCAGAGCUUUCUGUUCCCAGGCUCCGAUCCGCGCCACUCUCUUCCCCGGCGACGGCAUCGGCCCCGAGAUCGCCGAAUCUGUCAAGAAGGUUUUCCGGGAGGCUGAGGUGCCAAUUGAGUGGGAAGAGCAUUAUGUUUCAAAAGAAAUAGAUCCUAGAACCCAAAGUUUCCUCACAUGGGAAAGUUUGGAAUCUGUCCGUCAAAAUGGUGUAGGUCUAAAAGGACCAAUGGCCACUCCAAUUGGAAAAGGUCAUCGCUCUUUAAACCUCACAUUGAGGAAAGAACUUAACUUAUAUGCAAAUGUUAGGCCUUGCUACAGUCUUCGAGGCUAUAAGACUCGAUAUGACAAUGUCGAUCUCAUCACCAUCCGGGAGAAUACUGAAGGGGAAUAUAGUGGACUUGAACAUCAAGUUGUAAGAGGCGUUGUUGAAAGCCUUAAAAUUAUUACUCGACAAGCAAGUCUGAGGGUGGCUGAAUAUGCUUUUCACUAUGCUAAGACCCAUGGAAGAGAGAGAGUCUCAGCAAUACACAAAGCCAAUAUCAUGCAAAAAACUGAUGGUCUUUUUCUGAAGUGUUGCCGUGAGGUUGCGGAGAAGUAUCCUGAGAUAACAUAUGAAGAAGUUGUGAUUGACAACUGCUGUAUGAUGCUUGUUAAGAAUCCAGCACUCUUUGAUGUGCUAGUGAUGCCCAACCUUUAUGGAGAUAUAAUUAGCGAUCUGUGCGCUGGAUUGAUAGGAGGGUUGGGUCUGACCCCCAGCUGCAAUAUUGGGGAGGGAGGUAUCGCUCUCGCAGAAGCGGUACAUGGCUCAGCUCCUGAUAUUGCUGGAAAGGAUUUAGCAAAUCCAACUGCCCUGCUGUUGAGUUCUGUCACAAUGCUACGCCACUUGAAGCUUCAUGAUAAAGCUGAUAGAAUCCAAGAUGCCAUACUUAACACCAUUGCUGAGGGGAAGUACCGAACCGCUGACCUUGGUGGCACGUCAACAACCACCGAAUUUACAAAAGCUAUUUGUGAUCAUCUUUGAACAAGUGCAGCAGGAAUUGUUGUUCCUCGACAAAGUCGGAUGUUAUGGGAAUAAGACCACAACUCAUGAAUGACUCAUUCUUCAGUUUGCUUCUAAGCUGCAGAGAAAUGGAAAGGCAUUUGCAAGAACCUACGGCAUUCCCUUGUCACCGGCCUUUUGGUUACACUUUACAUGAACAGGAUAUGAACUAUCAAUUUGGCAUGUCAGAGGGAAACAUGCUUGGUAGCCUCAACUGCUUGUUAUUCUUUUACUAUAUGCUCGUAAUUUUACGAAAUAAAACCUCACAAUGUGGUGCGA
This is a messenger RNA of Rhodamnia argentea, 1517 nucleotides long. RefSeq names its product isocitrate dehydrogenase [NAD] catalytic subunit 5, mitochondrial. The transcript has 7 exons. The record is from RefSeq and is a predicted model, not a curated record. Bases 84 to 1220 code for a protein of 378 amino acids. Gene Ontology annotation, biological process: tricarboxylic acid cycle; isocitrate metabolic process. Gene Ontology annotation, cellular component: mitochondrion. Gene Ontology annotation, molecular function: magnesium ion binding; NAD binding; isocitrate dehydrogenase (NAD+) activity. NCBI's taxonomy places the organism in Eukaryota, Viridiplantae, Streptophyta, Magnoliopsida, Myrtales, Myrtaceae.